GACGAACAUAUUAGACAACUAAGACACCCACUUGUCACCCGACCUGAUGGUACCGAAGCUUUGGAUUUAAAGAUUGAUCUUAGCCACUACAAACCAGAGGAGAUCCAUAUCAGAACUGUCGGUCACGAACUCAGUGUUCAUGCCAAGCACGAAGACAAAACCGACCAUUCAUCUGUGUAUCAAGAAUAUUCCCGCAAAUUUUCACUUCCAGCUCACGUGGAUCCAGAGCACGUGCAGUCCAGCCUGUCAAGAGAUGGAAUAUUGAGGAUU
Molecule: messenger RNA, 270 nt
Organism: Lottia gigantea (owl limpet)
Lineage: Eukaryota; Metazoa; Mollusca; Gastropoda; Lottiidae
Exons: 1
Biological process (GO): response to heat; protein refolding
Molecular function (GO): protein folding chaperone
Source: RefSeq, a predicted model, not a curated record